Pelodiscus sinensis (Chinese soft-shelled turtle) is the source of this 3041-nucleotide messenger RNA. RefSeq names its product GIMAP family P-loop NTPase domain containing 1 (gene GIMD1). The record is from RefSeq and is a predicted model, not a curated record. Gene Ontology annotation, molecular function: GTP binding. NCBI's taxonomy places the organism in Eukaryota, Metazoa, Chordata, Testudines, Trionychidae.
GGUGAAAAACAGCACCCGGACAGUCUCAAUGAAGUCUUGGGAGAGGAAGACUUAAGGGAAAAGGAGUUGCUGAAACAGGCGUGUGGACCAUGGCAGAUACAAUGUCUGACACCGAUGAGAUCAUCAUCAAUCUUCUUUUGGUUGGCAGGACCCAGAGUGGCAAAAGUGCUGCUGGGAACAAUCUUCUGGGCAGCUUUGACUUUGACAGCCAUCUGUCCCCAAGCUCUGUAACCACAUGCUGCAACCUUGGCCGCAGCUGCCGCCUCUCAGGCUUCACACGCCGAAAAGGCCAUGAGCUAGCCCUGCGAGUUUGUGUGCUGGACACUCCGGGGUAUCCUCACAGCAGCCUGAGCAAAGAAGAGGUGCGGCAAGCAGUGAAGGGAGCUCUGGUGCAGCACUUUGGAGACAAGGGCCUUCACCUAAUACUCUGGGUCCUAAGAGCUGACUUGCCUUUUUAUGAGGAAGAAAAUCACCGCACAAUUCAGCUAAUCCAGGAACUUCUGGGUCCCACAUGGAAAAACUUCACUGCAGUCCUAUUUACGCAUGCAGACAAAAUAGAAGAGGCAGGAUUGAAUGGAGAUGAAUAUUUUCGUGUUGCCUCAGAUACACUGUUAAACUUUUUGAGCUCAAUACAACAGAGAUACAUUUUUAUAGACAACCAGGUAAACACACUUCAACAGGAAAGAAAAACAAUUUUAAGAAAAAUAAUGGAAUUUAUAAGACAAAAUAGUUACCAGGUACUUCUAGUUAAAUAAAUUGAUGGUGACAAACAUAUACAUUACCUCUCAGGUACUCAUUUAUUGACUAUCUUUUCUCCUUUGGGGUAAAAUGACAUGCAGAGAAGAGAACAUGUUGAAACUGAGAUUUGCAAUUCACUUAUUUGACAGUUGAAACAAUUUAGGCUACCAAAUGAGCUACCAUAAUCAUAUAUAGUUGCCUAUCACCCUAGUAUUUAAGAGCCAUCAUCACACCAGAUCACAGAUUCAGGCUGAAUUCUGGACAGUGCCCCUAUUACUGUAUUAUUCACAAACAUAAUACCAGAGGUCAUCAUAUUUUAUAUUGUAGUUCAUAAAGAGUAGGGCACUUGAGUAGAAAAUAAGAAUUUGUGUGUUCUAAACCAUUGUAGUGUUACUAUGCAUUAUUGAAUAGCUAUCAUAUUCUAUUGGAAGUAGCUGCACUUCAGUGGUGAGUGAAGUGAUUCUUCUUUUUUUGCGUUUAUGUUUAUAGACAGAAGUAUACAGUUUGCAAAGACUUGUCAAACCUUACAAGGUUAACAGCCUCAUAUUCUAAUCUGUUUUUCCCAAUUUGCUUCACAAUGAAUCCUAAUACAAACAGUUUCAGCUUUUUAAAGAACUUGAGUCCUCACUGGCUGAGUAGAUUAUAAAGCAGUUUAAAUCACUCACAUGUGCUGAAAAUUAUUUAGUGUAUUUGGAAGAACUAAUGAUUGCUGCUAGUUCCCAAAUGCAUGCAAAUUGUUAUGGUAGGAUAUAUAUACAAAGCACAUCUAAAAAAUAUGUCUUCAUCUUUCCAUUGUGCUUCUUAAUUGUAUAUCAUUGUAAUUUUGUUGUUUUCUCAGUUUGCUGUAUGACAAAUCUGGGAAAUUCAGAGAUUUAUUUUAUUGUUUGUUGGUUAGACAAUAAAUGGACAGUAAAUGAAACACUAAAACACUUGGAAGUAUAUUAAACAAUGGAUAUUUUAAAAGGUUAGUUGUGGAUCAAUAUAGUGCUGCUUUGUCAGCUCAUGAAAAUAUAGGAAUUAUAACAUCUAUAAUUUGAUAUUGACUGUACAUCAAUUGUGGCUACUUUUAACACGUGAUGCAGUAAGAGAGUUUAAAAAAGUAUAAAAAUUAAAUUAGAUUCUAUUUCAGUGAAGUACAGGGGGUCCCCAUUAUAAAUCCAGGUUAUGUUCCUAAAUAAUGCUACUUAUAGCAAAACAGGAAUUAAUACCCAUAAGGAAUAAUGUAAUUAUGCUUGAGAUACAAUCCCAGCACUUACAGUUCACACAUGGGUAUAUACAUAUCAUGUACGCAUAACCCAUACCUAUAACCCCGUCCCUCCCCUUGAGCCAGGCACCCUCACCCUCUCCUCCACCAACCCCUCCUCCCCCAGCUCUAACCUAAUGCCUGGGUCCUGGAGCCACAGCUUCUAUUGCCGUGUGUUGCUCCCUCCAGGCGCUGGGGCAUGUGCGCUAAGCAGCCUGCCAUGAGCAUGUGCUGGGGCGCUGUGCGCAGAGCAGCCUGGCCAUGAGCAUGUGCUGGGGCGCUGUGCGCAGAGCAGCCUGGCCAUGAGCAGCAUCAGGAGGAGCCGCAUUUUAAUUACACUCGCUCGGUCUACAUUGCUGGCUUUUGGGUCCCUUGAAAAAUGAUUUAAGUGCGGAUCUGUGUGACAUAUAAUGAUUUUAAUUUUCUUAAUUAAUUGACGACGUAUAUGUGAAACAACAAAUAUCCAGGAAACUUAUAAGGGGGCUCCCCUAUAUCUGGUUCUGUAUAUAAUGUACCUCUGAAGAAAUUUCAUGUAGAAGUUAAAAUGAAUCCAUUUUUGUUUCAUGCAUCAGUGUAAUAUUUAAACUGAACUAAACUAAUUUUGUUGGCCAGUCUGUUCUUUAGUGAUGAUUUAUGGAUAUGACCUAUCUACACCCAUUUCACUUAAACUGGCAGUCUCUGCUUAGGAGAAGCCCAAAACUAUAGGGACAGAGGAUUAGACAUAUCACAAGGGCAACAGAAUUCCACUUACUCAACUAACUCUACACUACCUGAACACCUAUCAUUAGGGACCUUUCUCCAGAGGUCCCUGCUUCCUGAGUAACUCUGUGGGUCACAGUGAUUCUUAACCUAUUUAUCAUUGUGGGUUGAAUCCCACACUACCUGUAUGGCUCUGAGGAUACAAAAUGGGCUGCAGCGCAGUGUUGAAUGGGUUGCAAGCAGACCAUGGGCCAUAGGUUGAGAACCACUGGUUUAGAGUGUAGAGCAGUGUUUCUCAACCAGUGGUACGUACUCGGGAGGAGUAUGUCAACAACUGAAAUUUGGAGAAAACUGAACGUGU